This is a messenger RNA of Cucurbita pepo subsp. pepo (vegetable marrow), 462 nucleotides long. RefSeq lists its product as uncharacterized. The record is from RefSeq and is a predicted model, not a curated record. Lineage: Eukaryota; Viridiplantae; Streptophyta; Magnoliopsida; Cucurbitales; Cucurbitaceae.
AUGGAUUUUGGCAAGCAGGGGAGCUGGGACAGUUGGAGCGACGAAUAUGAGCACCAAAAGGACGAGGAAUUGGAUAAUGAUAGCACAAAAAGGCCUUAUGAGUGCACAUUUUGUAAGCGUGGGUUCACCAACGCACAAGCUCUUGGUGGCCAUAUGAACAUCCACCGCAAAGACAGAGCCAAAGCCAAACGCCGCACCUCUUCCUCCCAUUCUAACCACCAAAUUUUCCCUCAUCUUUCAACCCAACCCACUGCCCCUUUACCACCCUCUUACCGGAUGUAUUUCGACACGACGGCGGCGGCCAUGGCGGCGAACUUCCCUAUUCACCAACAGAGAUCGGAGAGUGUGAAUGAAGAGCUGGUGUUGGGGGCAAAUCUUAGCCUCCAAAUUGAUCAAAACAGGGGUGUGUGGAAAAAUGAAGAGGUUGAUUUGGAGCUGCGAUUAGGACAUGAAUAUCGCUGA